GACGGAUCGGAACACAAAAUGGCAACACCAAUUCAACUGAACCUGCAAGCCAAAAACGCAGAAUAUGCCUCGAAGUUUGACAAAGGCCAUCUUGCCUUACCUCCAGCAAAGCAUUACCUUGUCCUGACAUGUAUGGAUGCUCGAAUCGACCCAGCAGCAGCUUUUGGCAUUGAUCUCGGCGACGCCCACGUCAUCCGAAACGCAGGCGCUAACUCCCGUGAUGCAUUGCGUUCAAUUAUCAUCUCCCAGCAAUUGCUCAACACAAAAGAAAUUCUCCUCGUCAAGCACACCGGUUGUGGAAUGCUGACAUUCACCAACGACGCCGCACGCGCUGUCACGGAAAAUAAUCUUGGUUCUCAUGUCAAAUCGGAAGUUGAGGUGUUAGACUUUCAACCGUUCCCGGAUUUGGAGGAGGCAGUCAAGGCCGAUGUGAAAUGGCUGAAGGAACAGACCCUAGUGAUUCCCGGUAUUCCUAUCACUGGGUGGGUGUAUGAAGUAGAGACGGGAAAGGUUCGGCAGGUGGUCUGAAUUUUUUUUCAUUUUUUUUUCAUUUUUUGUUUUAAUCCUUCCAUGAUUGUAAAGAUGGUCCAACCAGUGAUGACUCUGAAACCAGGAUAGGACAGCUCCGGAGAUAUGCUCACCUUUGAUAUUCAUAUGUUUCCUGUUCGAACAUCAAGCCUCAAAUGGCCGUGGUAGAUCAACUUAGAAGGCUUUGUAGAUAGAGUAACUUAGAUUCCAGGUAUAAAACCGGAUUUUGCGCCCUCAAAUUGACACGAGAUUAGCUGGGGCCAUGAGGGCCGACGGUCCUAAAUCCUCCUUCAUCUCUGUCUUCACCUUUCUGAGGCCAUAAGAUGUGCCGCAAUUUUAUCGCUCGAAUCAUCAUAAAAACGACAAAGAAAUACGUGCAAAACAGCAUGACAGUCAUCACGCAACCAAUAAUAUUUAUAGCGCGGCUUGAGAAUGCUUCUCCGAUUGCAAAUGUAGCAGCCACCAAGGCAGUGUUCG
Coccidioides immitis RS is the source of this 1005-nucleotide messenger RNA. RefSeq names its product carbonate dehydratase. The record is from RefSeq and is a predicted model, not a curated record. The coding region runs from base 19 to 528 and encodes 169 amino acids. The transcript is spliced from 2 exons. NCBI's taxonomy places the organism in Eukaryota, Fungi, Ascomycota, Eurotiomycetes, Onygenales, Onygenaceae. Gene Ontology annotation, molecular function: carbonate dehydratase activity; zinc ion binding.